AUGCGUACAGGAGCCGACCCUGUCGAAGUCGCAUGCAUGGGAACUCUGACCGCAAACCUGCACCUUAUGAUGAACAGUUUUUACAAGCCGACCAAAGACCGCUACAAAAUUAUUUGCGAGGCUCGGGCGUUCCCCUCGGACCAGUAUGCUUUCGCUUCCCAGGCCCAAUCCCACGGUUUUGAACCCAAGUCGGCCAUCAUCGAGGUUUGGCCAAGGUCUGGCGAAUUCACGCUGCGUGAGUCGGAUAUUCUCGACACUAUUCGGCAGCACGGAAAAGAGACGGCAUUGGUACUUUUCAGUGGCGUCCAAUACUACACUGGUCAAUGGUUCCCGAUGAGGAAAAUAACGGAAGCGGGACACGAUAUGGCAAGUCCUCCGCCGAUUGACAGAACUUUUCCCGGCGCUCUUGUUGGGUGGGACUUGGCCCAUGCCAUUGGCAACGUUCCUCUUCGCCUCCAUGACUGGGGCGUAGAUUUUGCCGUUUGGUGCUCAUACAAGUACCUCAACGCGGGACCAGGUAGCAUAGGUGGCCUGUUUGUCCAUCAAAAGUGGCACGACAAACUCCCGCCUUCUCAAGCAGGAUGGUGGGGUCACGAUCCCCGUACUAGGUUUCAGAUGCCCUCUACGUUCUCCCCGAUCAAGGGAGCCCAGGGCUUCCAGCAGUCCAAUCCAGGAGUGCUUUCGACAGUCUCGCUUCUAGGAAGCUUAGAGGUUUUUCAGGCCGCGGGAGGGUUGGAUGCCCUAAGGAAACAAUCAGUGGCCCUGACAAAGACCUUGGAAGACGGUAUUCGCUCGUCCAAGCACUAUAUUCCGGUUGAACGAGCUCACGGGGCGACAAAGCCUUGCAUGACCAUCAUCACACCCGCAGAGAUAGAGUCUCGAGGUGCACAACUCUCUGUACUCUUCUUACCGAGUCGCUCCGGUACCAUGCAAAAGAUUCAGGAGCACCUCAAGGCAUACGGGGUCGUUGGAGACGAGCGGAACCCGGACGUGAUACGACUUGCCCCGGCACCUCUGUACGUCUCUGAAGAGGAUUGCGAGCGAGCUAUUCAAGUCCUCAAUGAUGCCUUUGAAUCGCUUGCGAUGGAAUAA
Messenger RNA from Serendipita indica DSM 11827, 1092 nucleotides. The record is from the annotation of a GenBank genome assembly. NCBI's taxonomy places the organism in Eukaryota, Fungi, Basidiomycota, Agaricomycetes, Sebacinales, Serendipitaceae.